Molecule: messenger RNA, 1960 nt
Organism: Nymphaea colorata (pocket water lily)
Lineage: Eukaryota; Viridiplantae; Streptophyta; Magnoliopsida; Nymphaeales; Nymphaeaceae
Exons: 2
Coding region: 141-1235 (364 amino acids)
Source: RefSeq, a predicted model, not a curated record
ACCCGGUCUUCUCUGUCUCUCUCAAGAUUCCAUGUCUCGGCAACUUCCUCUCUCUUUCUCUAUAAGUCUAAUGGUACUCGGCUUCUGCGAGUGGCAACCCUGCUCUCUCUUUCUCACUCUCUCUCUCUGAGAGGAAGGUGAUGGCGGCGACCAACGAGGCAGGACGGACGGGAACGGAGAGGCCGCCGGGAGGCUUAGCAGAGAGUCAAGAGUCCGGCAGCUACGACGACUUCGAGAGCACGUGCUCGACGCCGUACGUGAGCGCACCGUCGAGCCCCGGCAGGCCGUCCGUUGCCAACAAUGGCUACUUCUUCAGCGCCCCGACGAGUCCCGUGCACUACUUCGGUACCCCCUUCUUGGAGGACCCUACCCUCGAGCCCGACCAUUUUCCGGCGAGGAUCUCCGGCAUGAUUCCUUCUCCAUCGACCGACUUCGAGUUCGCUUCACGGUUACCCGCUGCCGGGACCAACUCGGUAUCGAGCCCGCCGGCGAUGAUGAUCUCGGCGGACGAGCUUUUCCUCAAUGGGCAGAUCCGGCCGAUGCGUCUUCCGACCCAUAUUCAGAAGCCCUCGCCCUCGCCGGGAAAUGGUCCGAAACUUGGUAAACCCUCUAGUGUGGAGACUCCGGACGACGAUGCUACCGUCCGAGGCAGGGAUUUGCGGUCCAAAAACCGGUCGCUCCGCCGGCGGACACGGUCGCUCUCGCCUCUCCGGAAUACGGAGCUCGGGUGGCCGGAUUUCCCGCGGGUGGCGGUGGAAGAGGAGGAAGAGGAGGAGAGGAAGCCAGCCGACCCGGCGCCGGCUGCGGCCGCGGCGAGACGGAGCUCGAAGCGGUGGAUAAGCCUCAAGGACUUCCUGUACCGGAGCAAAAGCGAAGGGAGGGGCUACGUAAAGGAGAAACUAUCAUGGUCAGCCCUCUCUUUUUCUCCUUCCAAGGAGAGGAAGGCCUCCGCGGCGACGUCGACGACCGGAGCGGCGGAUAAGCCAGGUGGAGGGACGGAGAAAAAGAAGAAGGCUUCAGGCGGAAAUGGCGCCGGAAAACGGCGGAUCCCGGCUCCGUCGGCUCACGAGCUGCACUACGCCGCGAAGAGGGCGCAGGCGGAAGAGAUGAGGAAGAGGACGUACCUCCCUUACCGGCAGGGCCUGCUGAGUUGCCUGGGAUUUAGUUCCCGGAGCUACUCGCUCGUGAACGGCCUCGCUAAGACGCUCCACCAUCACCCUGUUCCUUCCAGGUAAACGCCGGUGGCCACCCUUUUCCGGAAGCGGAGAUCAGGACAUCUUGGGGAGUAUGAGAAUGGAGUUGGGAUGGAGGCAUUUUGUUAAUUAUCCCAUGGCUGCAAUAAUGGUGGUUGCAGUGGGUCCUGUCUUUAAAUUCACUUUGAGUUGGAUGGCAGAUACAUCUGAAGGCUACUCAAUACAUGUUUCUGGAGCUAAGUCGGUAUAUCAUGGUUUUCUUCAACUCUGUAGGAUCCCCACAAGAACUUCCUGAAAUCUCUAAAGUUUGCUCAUGUGCGAAGAUUAUCCUGUGUGAGGACCGUGGAGAACUGAUGUGAAUGGUGAUGGCAUUGGUUGUACGAUGGUUAUGAGAUGUGCAUGUGUGUGUGGAUCAGUGUUGAUGGCUGGUUUCUAUAUUCAUUUGUUAGUGCUCUCCCACCUUCAUUGAGAUCUGAGAACCAGAGUUUGUUUAUUUCUUGGUUUUUGGUCAAUCUACAUGUGAUUGUUGUCCCAGUUUCAACUUUCAUGAUGGUGGUAAAGAGGUUGUAGCCAUUUUUUUUCUCCCUCUAGCUUUCUUGACUUUGGGAAAAUUCCAGAUUAGGUGAUUGUUCUUUCAUAAUUAUGAAAGGGUCUUUGCUUCUGUUUUUUAACAUCAUGCUUAGCUGUUUCUGAGAUCUGUCAACUGAGGCUGUACUUUUAUCCUUGUCUCAUAGUCCUGGUUAAGGGAUCUGUGAAAGUUAACUCUU